AUGGAUGCUCACUACAUUACGUACGCAAGCACAUCUCUCCGUGAUUCCUCCAAGAUAUACCAGGACCUUAGGUCCACCCGUCUAUACAGCAUCGUCGGGGCUCAGAAAACCCGACUUCUGGGAUCACUUGCUAUGGACUCUCUCGAAAAGCAGAAGUUCUCUGAUUUGGACGGACAGCCUCAUAUAGGUAUCGUGGGCGCUGGUCUCGCCGGUUUGCGUUGCGCCGACAUUCUGUGCCGGUAUGGAUUCCGCGUCACCAUCGUCGAAGGUCGCGACAGAAUCGGCGGCCGUAUGGUUCAGGAACGGCUUCCCAACGGCCACUUGGUUGACCUAGGGCCCAAUUGGAUCCACGGUACCAGCGAAAAUCCCAUGCUGGAUCUCGCGAAGCAAACGAACACGGCAGUUGGAAGCUGGGACACGCGGACUUCCAUGUUCGAUGAGUCUGGCAAACUCUUUCAUCUCAACGACAGUGAAAACUAUUCCGAGAUUAUGUGGGAUAUUGUGCAGGACGCUUUCAGGCAUUCUAAUAAGCACUGGACGACGAUUCCCGCCGAAGAGAGCCUCUGGGACUUCUUUCAGAAGAAGGUGGUCGAACGAAUCCCCGAAACUGAAGCGGACUUUGAGCGAAAACGCAACACCGUCCUCCAGGUGUCUGAGCUCUGGGGUGCAUUUGUGGGCAGCCCUAUUACUCGACAAAGUCUCAAGUUCUUUUGGCUGGAGGAGUGUAUCGAGGGCGAAAACCUCUUCUGCGCUGACACUUACCACAAGAUUCUCGAAACCAUAGCGAGGCCGGCAAAAGAGCACGCAACCAUCAUGUACAACACGCGGGUGGAGAGGGUUGAGCUACGAACGCAGGAUCGACCACACCCCAGGAUACGCACCAGCGGGGGUGCCAUUCUCGAAUUUGACGAAGUGAUCCUGACCGCGCCGCUGGGGUGGCUCAAAAGGAACCUCGCCGCGUUUGACCCCUCGCUCCCAGAAAGACUUCAACAAGGAAUCAACUCCAUCGGCUAUGGAUGUCUCGAGAAGGUCUACAUCAGCUUUCCCAAGGCGUUUUGGCUCGUCCCCGACUCCGAAGGCCGGGUAGUGCAGGGGUUCUGCCAGUGGUUGGCGCCGAGAUACGCCCCCGAGACAAACCCAAGGAAGUGGAACCAGGAGAUCGUGGAGCUGGCCUCGUCAGGCCUUGCUACCUCACACCCCACGCUCCUGUUCUAUAUAUACGGGGAGGAGUCUCAGUUCAUCACAGAAGAACUGGGCAAGAUGCAGACGGAGGAGCAGCGGGACGGCUUUCUGUACAGCUUCUUCAAGCCGUACUACUCGCGGCUCCCGCAGUACGACGAGGCAUCGCCGGACUGCCAACCGACCGGGUGCCUGGCGACGGACUGGCUGCACGACGACUUGGCCGGCAAUGGCAGUUACAGCAACUUCCAAGUGGGCCUCGAGCAAGGCGAUAAGGAUAUCCGGACCAUGAGAGACGGAGUGCCGGAAGGGGGGUUGUGGCUGGCUGGGGAGCACACGGCCCCUUUCGUGGCGCUGGGCACGGCGACCGGGGCGUACUGGAGUGGAGAGAGUGUAGGGAGGAGGAUAGCGGAGGCUUAUGGACGGGAGAUGGAGACGGAUAAGUCGUAA
Messenger RNA from Sodiomyces alkalinus F11, 1629 nucleotides. RefSeq names its product FAD/NAD(P)-binding domain-containing protein. Gene Ontology annotation, molecular function: oxidoreductase activity. The coding region runs from base 1 to 1629 and encodes 542 amino acids. The record is from RefSeq and is a predicted model, not a curated record. NCBI's taxonomy places the organism in Eukaryota, Fungi, Ascomycota, Sordariomycetes, Glomerellales, Plectosphaerellaceae. The transcript has 4 exons.